AUAACUUUAAGUAUGUCUCACGUGUGACGCUAAUGGCGCUUCACACGUAAAACGUAGUAUAAAACCUCCCCGGCGACGCAAACCCCGUACCUCUCUUCUGAAACUCGUAGACCGUCGGAGAUUUUGCCGUACGCCCUGUCGACCGCCAAGAUGAUGAAGCUUGUUGUCCUCGCUGUUGUUAUCUGCGCCGCCGCCGCCACCUCAUACAAGGGAGGCGACCGUUACUACGGCGAUUACGCUCCCCGUUCUGGCUACGGAUAUGGUGGCUACGCCCGCAGAGGCUACAACUACGGCUACGUCCCCAAGGCCCGCGGACGCCCAGAAGACUACAUCUCUAGCUGCAAUGGCAAAGCCUUCAGCACCACUUAUGAGGACUGCUGUGGUGGAGUUGUCUACGACAGACGUCACCAAGACUGCUGUGAUGGCUACCUCGUCAUCAACAAGCCAGACCAGUGUCCAAGCCUGAAGAACUACGGCUACGCCCACGAUGCCUCCUAUAACAGCUAUAAUGCUUAUAACAGCUACGAUGCCUCUUAUAGCGGCCACAAUGCUAAGGUCUAUUAAGCCAAAGUUCGGCUAUUGACUUAGAUAUUGACUUUUAGAAAUUUAGUCGGUGCGAUUUCAGGAUGAUAUUCCUGUAUGGAAAGCGAUCAGUUUGUGAUGGUUUCAUAAGUUGUUCGGUGAUUAAGGUACUUAAUAAAUGACUAGAAUACUGCGAGGAGUUUUUGUUGUUUUCUCCUUCGUUGUAUGGAUAUAUUUUGUUUAAUUUUGGGAAUACGAUCUUUCCAUAUAUAUGUUUUUUUAAUUAAAAAUUGUUGGGGACGGAAGUGAACAAAAUUCUUUUUGCAACUUAAACUUAUUUGUUUGAUAGGAAAAGUAAUCCCCUUACUGCAUAUUUUGAUGUGAACUUUUUGAAAACGGUAUUAAGAUAAAAAA
This is a messenger RNA of Lingula anatina, 936 nucleotides long. RefSeq lists its product as uncharacterized. The record is from RefSeq and is a predicted model, not a curated record. Lineage: Eukaryota; Metazoa; Brachiopoda; Lingulata; Lingulida; Lingulidae.